GCAAACGCAGCACAUGAAACCUCCAGUGAUGCGAUGCCAAGGCAGCUCUUCAAACUCCAGGAGCGCGCAGUUGUGUGACCCGGCGCAACUUCUCCUCACCUCCGCCUCUCGCCCGAUGCCUCUUUCAGCGGGACUCAUCCUCACCGCCAAGUAAAAUAAAGUUUGAUUUCGCGGAGAUUCGGAGAUGAAUAACACCGGGUUCAACCAGACGGAGAGCGGACUACUCAACAAGACCGAGGAGUUUUUUUGCUGCAACUUUUCCUCCGUGGUGACUGAUAACGGCUUUGUGGCCGCGGCUCCGGAUGAGAGGAGCCUCUUCAUCAUGAGGGUGGUCCAGAUAGCCGUCAUGUGCGUUUUGUCCCUCACGGUGGUCUUUGGCAUCUUUUUCCUGGGCUGCAACCUUCUCAUAAAGUCGGAGGGCAUGAUCAACUUUUUGGUAACGGAUAGAAGACCGUCUAAAGAAACGGAGGCGGUGAUUGUUGGAGCCUACUGAUGGAUGAGGACAUGUUGCAUAUGUGUUGAUGGACUCGGAGACAACAUCCUAAAAAAAAUAUUAAAAAAUAAAUACAAGCCCUGUUUUAUAUCUGUAAUAUUUGUGGAAAAGGCUCUUAGGAGCAUACCAAGGUGUUUGAGGCUCACAUGUGUUUACCCUUUUUUCUUUUUCUUGUGGCCUUUUUAACGCCAACAAAGACUCAGAGAGCUUCAGUGCGCUGAAAGACAUUUCUUUGCGCGUUCAGUGACGCACUGUUAUAACCAGAGCAGCAGCAUCCUUUGUCAAGUUAGUGGCAAAGAUUUUGUAAUUGCUGCUUGAGGGAAAUCACAAACAAUUCCUCUCGGGUUGCAGAAGUAAUGGCGACAUAAAGAUUUAACAUUUUGCUGUGUACCUGUACGUUUUGGCAUACUGUAGACAAUACUCUGUUCUCAUGGCUUUUCCUGGCGAAAACUGCACGACUGUCUGCGUGGAAGUGGAAAAAGCCCAACGUGACGUGUGUCUAAUUGUUUCAUUUUGAAUAAAUUAAUUCUAUGAUUA
Cololabis saira (Pacific saury) is the source of this 1030-nucleotide messenger RNA. RefSeq names its product reprimo, TP53 dependent G2 arrest mediator candidate a (gene rprma). The record is from RefSeq and is a predicted model, not a curated record. The transcript has a single exon. Lineage: Eukaryota; Metazoa; Chordata; Actinopteri; Beloniformes; Belonidae. The coding region runs from base 185 to 493 and encodes 102 amino acids.